Seriola dumerili (greater amberjack) is the source of this 2895-nucleotide messenger RNA. RefSeq names its product zinc finger MYND-type containing 11 (gene zmynd11). Gene Ontology annotation, molecular function: transcription corepressor activity; DNA binding; protein binding. The record is from RefSeq and is a predicted model, not a curated record. The transcript is spliced from 15 exons. Bases 1 to 2010 code for a protein of 669 amino acids. NCBI's taxonomy places the organism in Eukaryota, Metazoa, Chordata, Actinopteri, Carangiformes, Carangidae. Gene Ontology annotation, biological process: regulation of transcription elongation by RNA polymerase II.
AUGAAUAAGGAAAUCAUGUCACGUGUGGUGAAGAAGAGGCAGGCAGACCCCAAGGUGGUCCAGUAUGUGUGGGCGGCCAUUGAGGUCAUCCGCAACCAGAAACAAAUCGCAAAUAUGGACAGGAUCUCCAAGUACCUGAGUCGUGUGUUUGGCAUGCACCCUAAGGAGACUGCCAGACAGCUGAGCCUGGCCGUAAAGGACGGCCUCGUAGUGGAGACCCUGACGGUUGGCUGCAAGGGCUCCAAAGCCGGCAUAGAACAGGAAGGAUACUGGCUGCCCGGGGAUGAGAUGGAGCCGAAAGCCGAGGGGAGCAAGGACUGGGAGGCGGAGAGCCACGACUGGUAUUGUUUCGAGUGUCACCUACCGGGGGACGUCCUCACGUGCGACAACUGCUUCCGGGUCUAUCAUCUCAAGUGUCUGUCGGAGGAGUGCAAGCCCAGAGACGGAGGGUCGCACUGGCAGUGUGUCGUCUGCAGGGGCAGUAAAAAGAAGAACCUGAACAAACAGGAGAUGUGUAAAUACCUGCGUUUCAUCGUCCAACGUAUGAAGGAGAGGGCAGUGGAUCUGAACAAGAAAGGCAAAGACAUUAAACACCCCAUGUACAAACGGCUGAUCCACACUGCGCUGGACGUCUCCAACAUCCAAGAGAACCUGUCUGAAGGAAAGUAUAAGACCUUUGAGGAGUUUAAAGCAGACGCUCAACUGAUUGUUCACAACACUGCCAUCUUGUAUGGAGUUCACAGUGACCAGGCAGAGAUCGCACGGUUGCUCUUCAGCGACACAUGCCACGAGUUGAACGAGUUGUUGUUGUGUAAGAACUGUUUCUACCUGUCGAACGCUCGGCCUGACAAUUGGUUCUGCUACCCCUGUAGCCCGAGCCAUGACCUGGUGUGGGCAAAGAUGAAAGGUUUUGGUUACUGGCCUGCCAAAGUCCUUCAGAGGGAGGACAACCAGGUGGACGUGCGCUUCUUUGGACACCAGCAUCAGAGAGCGUGGAUCCCCUCAGACAACAUCCAGGACAUCAAGGUGAGUGUCCAGCAGCUGCAGGUGAAGCGCAGCAACGGCUGGAAGAAGGCGUGCGAGGAGCUGGAGGUCUACCAGCGUUUCCUGAGGGAGGGACGCUUCUGGAAAACAAAGAUGGAGGAAAGCAGCCAGCCGCACCAGCACCACCAACAGAGCCAGAGCCAGAACCAGAGCCAGAGCCAGAGUCAGAGCCAGAGCCAGCGGCAGCAGCAGCAGCAGCAGCAGCAGCAGCAGGAGGAGGGCAGCGUUAGGACGGACAGACUGGAGAGGACAGACGAGGCCGAGUCCAGUAUCUCCUCUACCAGCAAUGAGCAGGUCCGACAUCUCAAAGGCAGCCAGGAGCCCAAGGCAAAGAAAAGCCGUCGGACUCAGAUGGUUGAGCCCAAAGAGGAAGUCAGUGACCCGGAGCCGGAGAUGGAGGCGGUGAGCUCCAGCCAGGAGAUUCCUGUGUCCUCGGCACCGCAGCAGCCUGAGAAGCUGUCGGUGUCUACGCAGACCAAGAAGGCCAAUGGAGGGUCGCCGCGCACGCUGCACCGCGGCACCCAGACCAACAGUGACGGUGCCUGCCAGAACAUGUGCCACGAGAAGUACACCAAGGUCUUCAACGACGUCAAGGAGAUGAUGAAGGCCGACAACAAGAGGGAGACGGAGAGGGUCGUCCGAGAAGCUCUGGAGAAGCUCCGUGCUGAGAUGGAGGAGGAGAAGCGUCAGGCAGUGAGUAAGGCGGUGGCCGGAGCUCAGGCCGAGAUGGAGAGGAAGUGUAAGCAGGUGAAGGAGAAGUGUAAAGAGGAGCUGGUGGAGGAGGUGAAGAAGCUCGUGGCCCAAAACAAACAGCUCAUCUCCCAGACCAAGAAGAAGCAGUGGUGUUAUAACUGUGAGGAGGAGGCCAUGUACCACUGCUGCUGGAACACCUCGUACUGCUCCAUCAAGUGUCAGCAGGAGCACUGGCACGCCGACCACAAACGAACCUGCCGCAGGAAGAGAUGAACAAGCCCUGCCCUCUCUGACCCCUACACAGCACGCCAUUGGCUCUUGCCCUCUCCUACGCCUGUCAGUCAGUGUCUACAACACACACACACACACACACACACACAUAAACACAUACAUGCCCCUCUCUCCUACUUCUCUACUUGCCUUCCUGAAAACUUUGUGGACCCGACGUUUUUCUGCGUGAAAAGAGCGAAUUGUUCUUUUUUUAAUUUAAUGUACCCAUUGUAUUGAUUUUUCUUUCUAUAUUUUGUUUAUUUUGUCUCUGAAUCAUGAACAGAUUGCUUGAGAGCAUUUGCUCGAAUGCAAAAUUAAGGUAUGAUUUUGUGUGUGUGUUUCUUUCGCCUUUUUUUUUUCUUUACUGAAGUGCUAAUUUUGAACUUGUGUCAGAGAAUGUUAUUUAAGUGUGUAGUAACAGAUGAGCAUUAACUGAAUACAUUUUAUUACCUGAAUUUUUUAAAGACUCACUUUUCUUACUGUAAAUGCAACAAAUACACAGUCGAUCUUAUGAGGAAAAAAAAGAAAAAAAAAAGUGAAAACAUGCCGUAAGUACUAUCGCUGCGUUGAACUCGCUCUGCUUUCAUAGAGAAAACUUAUUUAAAAAAAAAAACGACAAAAAACUGCAGAAGAUAUUGGAUUGUGGUGAUGUGGCUCACAGAUGUUGAUGUAUUUUGUUUUUUUUCAUGAAUCUAUUGAGGUGCAUAGCACCUUUUUAUCAUUUCUACCUAAAAUCUUAUCAUCCUCAAGUCACUUAUUGGGAACAGGGUCACGAACUCGGCCUUAAAAGACGCCGACAAAAUAAAUCUUCCAUGUAUUAUUAUUAUUGUUGUUAUGAUUAAUAUUAUUAUGCACAUUUUUUUAAAUAGACACAUUUUUAUGAAUCCG